Molecule: messenger RNA, 207 nt
Organism: Ostreococcus lucimarinus CCE9901
Lineage: Eukaryota; Viridiplantae; Chlorophyta; Mamiellophyceae; Mamiellales; Bathycoccaceae
Exons: 1
Coding region: 1-207 (68 amino acids)
Source: RefSeq, a predicted model, not a curated record
AUGAAAGGAUUUGAGUCGUUUGAGGCGUAUCGCGACGCGUUCGCGCAAGCGACGCUUGACAUCGCCGCGCUUCCCGAAGGUAAAAAGUUAACAGGUGCGCGACAAAUCGUGAUCCUGCCAGGGAUCGAACCUGGAAUCUCCGGUUUGCGACUCGAACGGCUCGUUCGACGGAGUGUUGUGUGUGCGUUUCGGCACUCAUGGCUCUAA